Molecule: messenger RNA, 1449 nt
Organism: Prorocentrum cordatum
Lineage: Eukaryota; Dinophyceae; Prorocentrales; Prorocentraceae
Source: the annotation of a GenBank genome assembly
AGGCACCGAUCUUGGGCCCAAGGGGGGGGGGGGCAGGCCGUGAUCAGGGAGUGGUCAGUUGACCUCGCCCGAGGGGGAGGAGCCAUGGCGGUGAGGAGCAGUGGCCGCCGCCGCGGCCAGCUCUCCCGAGCAUCUGCGUCCGGCAGCGCCGGCUGGGUCCUGAGCGUGGUCGCCACGGCGGGAGGGGCGGCGGCAGGCGCUUGGCGAGCGGUCAGACUGGGCCGGGAGCUCGCAGGCCGCGCCCUGGUCCUGAACAAGGGACCGCUCGUGGCGCAGCGCCUGGCCCCUGGCGCGCGGACGUCGUUCAGCCGCGACACGCUGCCGGUGCUCGGGGAGCAGAACACGGCGCUCGUCGGCCCUCACGGUGCGGAGGCUUCGGGAGGAGCUGCGCUCGCGCGGGCUGCCGGUCUCGGGCAGGAAGGCGGAGCUGGUGCGGCGCCUGAACGGCACCACCGUAGGGUCCGGCACACCUCGUUCCCCCAGCAGUGGCGCACGGCCGUGCGUGGGGCUGUCGGCAGUGGGGACUGGCAGUUGGCCCUGCGGGACAGCUACGUGAGGCCGCCCGAGAGGUUCCCAGACGGGGCCAGGAACCCCUUGAGCGCCCUAGGAGAGUGCGCCGACGAGGACUGCGCUCUCACCCGCGUGAGCGGAGGGCAGGAGAGAGUGCGCCCCGAGUUCUUGGAGUACUGCGUGGACCAGAUCGUUCGGUUCGCGAACGUGACAGGUCACGACGGCCUCACAUACUGCACGCUGGGCUGUGGCUGCCUGUACUUCGACUGGGAGCUCCUGGACAGGCUCCGGAGAGAGGGCGUGCGAGUGUCUCAGGUCUGGCUGCUGGAGAGGUGCUAUAGGAAGCGCUACAGGAAGAUUGGCUGGCAUCUCCCUGUCAUGCGCGCCAGGUCACAGUUCAGCCGCUGGUUCGCCAACGCUGGAAUUGAGAUUUACGCGUUCUCCUUCGCAAGGCAGCUCAAGCAGUGGGCGAAGGCCUUCCGGACGAACGGUCAGGCGCAUGUCGUGGUUCAGUGCGAUGCCGUGGAGACCGCUCACCUUCUCGACAGCGACCAGGAGUUCGUGCGGGCUGUGAUGCGCGACGGUGCCAUCAACCUGCAGGUCUACAGCCAGUGCCUCCACCGCCGCGUGGGUGGUACCAGCCGCCGCAGGACCGCCCCCGUCCGGAGGCUGCGCCGCCUCGAGGCCGGCCGGGAGGCGGCGCUGCACCUCUUGGAGGAGCGCCGCUACAAGGACGGAUGGGCAGUGGGUCGACAACAUCUACGGCGACGACGAUGAACAGUCUUCGCAAAGUGGGCGCGACUGAGGCGCAGAACUGAUCAGCCGCAGCAAGGGCAGCGUCCUGCGCUACGAACGCCGCGUUCGGUGUGGAAAAAUGGUUUCGGGCCCUCGCAGAUCCGCGUCCUCAGCAGGAGUACUUGUCCGUCCCCGCUCCCACUC